AUGGGGUGUGCAUCCAGCAAGCCGGCGCGUGAGGAGAAGCAUACCGGCGGCCAGCAGGCAGCUGGCAAGGCGGGACCUGUCCGGCCACCGCCCAAGCAGCCGCACGAGGAGGUGGAUGUCCUAGACAAGGCCACGAACUUAGUACCUCUGGAGCACAACCACAACCCAGUUCACUCAAGUAACAACAAGACGCCCGAGAAGAGCGAGGGAGGCCUCACCCCGUCGGCGUCUGGUAGAAGGCCCACGGGCACAGGGCCGGAAGUCGUCCAGGCUGUUGAGCAAGUCGUCUCGCCCACCGCCGCGAGCGAGAUGCGCGACCCGACCCCGCAAGGAGGCAAGGAGGAGCCGCGGGCUGCCACGCCGACGCGCUCGGCCGUCGCCGCGGACAUAGGCUUCGGCGAGAAGCUCUCGGCACAGGCCCAGAAACAAGCCCUCGUCGAACUGUGCCAAACCUGCAAAGAGGGGGACUUGCUGAAGAUCGGGAAGCUGCUGCUGAAGUGCCCGGACCCGAACGAGAAGGACGAGAGCGGGGAGACGCCGGUGCACUUUGCUGCCAGCGGGGGCCAUGCGAGCGUGAUCAAGUACCUGCGGGAAUCCUGGGGCGCGAACGUCCGGCUCAAGAACAACCGCGGGGAGACCCCGCUGCACGCCGCCGCGGCGCACGGCUCCUCGCACGUCGAGGCCGCGCGCUACCUCCUCAAGCAUGGGCGCGCCGACCCCAACGGGCGCAACCGCGACGGCAACGCGGCGAUGCACCUCGCGGCCGCCGCGGACGGCGAUCCCCUCAUGAUGCAGUACCUCGUGUACCAGGGCGCGGAGCUCGAGCCCCGCAACAAGGGCCAGGAGACGCCGCUGCACGUCGCCGCCUUCCACGGCCGCGUCCCGCUGGUGAAGUACCUGGUGGAGCAGGGGUGCCGCGGCGACGUGGGGAACGAGGCGGGGGACACGGCGCUGCACCUCGCCGCGCGGGAGGGCCACGCGGAGGCGCUCUCGGUGCUUCUCGCCAGCAAGGGCACCAACCACAGCGUCGCCAACAAGGCCGGAGACACCCCCCUCGCGGUCGCCAAGUCAAAGGGCCACGCGUCCGCGGCGGAGAUCCUGCAAAAGGCUGGCGCGAAUUAG
Molecule: messenger RNA, 1122 nt
Organism: Pedinophyceae sp. YPF-701
Lineage: Eukaryota; Viridiplantae; Chlorophyta; Pedinophyceae
Source: the annotation of a GenBank genome assembly